Molecule: messenger RNA, 3503 nt
Organism: Pseudomyrmex gracilis
Lineage: Eukaryota; Metazoa; Arthropoda; Insecta; Hymenoptera; Formicidae
Exons: 10
Coding region: 572-3115 (847 amino acids)
Source: RefSeq, a predicted model, not a curated record
ACUCUUCUCUGAGAAUCUUUUGCGUGUAAAUCUCACGUAUGUUUUAAAAUGCAUUAUCAGUUCUUUAUCUCCUUACAUUUCAAUUUACAGAAUACUCACAAUAUAACUUUGAUUAUCCAUCAGCGAGCUCUGUGUCUGAAGUAUAAAUGAGCAAGACAGAGAUAGAGGAUACUUGUUUGCAUAAUGUCUUCCUAGUCUGAAAGUAGCCGAGUCGUAUUAUCCCGAUAAGAGAGUCUGAGAUACAAUUUCGCGGAGGAAUACGCUUCCGAGACACGCGAUGUCGCGCGACUUCGGUCGGUGUCUUCAGUCUUCCCUUGACUUUCCGCCUGACAAUUGCGGACACAGAAAACGUGUCGCAAACGAGUUCGCUGGCGUGCAAUUAAGUCGCCUGAGCACUCAGGCGUAUUUGGAUUUCUCUCUUACUCUUUUGAUUGACAUAUUAAUUCCGUUCUUCAUACGGUGUGUUUCUUCUUUUGAAAUUUCUAUUCGUUGAGAGUUUUUCACACACGCACAAACUCGGAUAAAAAACUAUCAUCUCCCCUGUGACGCGAAUAUAUUUGAGCAAAAUACUAUGACGACCGACGAGCCAUCGAACGUCGAUCCGCCGGAAUUGCGGAAAGCUUUCGGCGAUAUCGAAAUCAACGUUGUUAACAUCGACACCUGUAAAACAAACAUAUUCACUCUUUACGCGAAGAUAUUCCGACUACUUCUCACGACUCACACGCCGAGCUUUAGCCUUCUCAGCGAGGAACAGCGUAACCGGGAACUCGAGAAGCUAAUACUUCCGAGCAAUGAAGAAUGGCGUCACCGAGCUUACCAGAGUCUCGUCGAGUUGCAAAGAGAAAAGGACGCUGAGACCGAAGAUAAAAAGAUGGAAAAUGCCGAAUGUAGCGUGAGUCCCGCGAACUCGCACGAGUGGGAAUGGUGUCCAAAGGAAAUGAGAUACGUGCCGAAGGGAAAAAAAAUCGAAAGUCCGAACACGAUCGCAUCCCUGAACGCUAUAUCGGGAACUGGCGGCUCGAUGACGGAGGCUUGCGUGGAGCCGGGCUGGCGCGUCAACGAUAUUCUCUUGGCGGCCAAGGUUCUCCAGAACGCGCGGCCCAUCCCGAACUACGCGAACGAGGCCGAGAUGAGACGCGUCUUCGGUUUGGUGUACGAUGUUCUCAGAUACAAAAACAUUUUAAAUCGCACCCUCGAAGACGGCGGCUUUUGGUAUCAAAACGGCGACCUGAAGCAACGAGAACGAGUGGUCUGGCUGUUGCUGUACGACAUGCAGGGAAGAAAGUUCGCGCGUCGGCGCGACGGAAACGCUCUCGAAACCCGGAAGAGAAUAUUCCAGGCUUUCGGACUGACAGACAUCGAAGACGCUCUUUUGAAGGCGAAGACGCACUUAGCGGCGAGCAUAUCGCGUCUUCGCAUCGGCGGCUCGGCGCUCAGUCUCGACGAGCUCCUCCCGAUGCAUCUGCGUAUCGCCGAAGGAAUAAGCUGGGCCGACGAAGGCGCGAUCGCUUCCGGAUGGAUCAACACCAUGAAGAUGACCAACAAAAACGAAUUCGUGCGAGAAAUGUUGAAGCUAAAACUCGCAUUGCGCGACGACGACGUCAAGCCUGUGGAACUCGACGAGAACGACUACGUUUUCGAUUCGAUUUGUCCGAAGAUGAUAAACUUGCACGAUAAGGCGCGAGAGACACUCGCCGUGUCCAAUUUGGUGCGCGAUCACCGAUUCGUUUUUCUGGAAAGAUCGCUGUGUCUCGGAGCGGCCGCGUUGGCGCAGGCGAUGCGCGUCGCGCGUCUCUGCGGUCCCGUGGUCCUCACGCACUCGAUCGCUCCUCGCCACACGGGCUACCUGGCCGCGCUUCUGACCGACAUCGAGGACGCUGGUAGACUCCUGGCUUUCGGCGCCGGAGAUCGUCACCGCGAAUACGAAGCUUAUCUCGAGACUCUGGGUAUUACGGUGCAGCAGUGCAGAAUCUUCUCGGAGAAAUACGUGUCGCCGCCGUCGUCCGUCGAAUUGGAGAGGGCGACCGUCGUACUGGCGACUCCUCCGUGCAGCUACACCGGCGUUCGGGACAUUGUCGAUCUCGCCGUUGCUCGCGGCGGUGACACGAAUUUAUUAGAAUCUUUGACAAACGACGCGGCGGGCGAGAUCAAACACCCACGUGCUCUUCUGGCCGAACAAUUUUCCACGCUCAAACACGCGCUGACCAGACCGAACAUACAGUUUUUGAUAUACGAGGUGCACACGAUCCUGCCGUCCGAAACCACGGAGAUGGUUCGACAAGUCGUCGAUUACGCCAAUCAAAUAGCCACCGAGAAAUAUAUCCGCGAACAUUUUGUAAAGAAAAAAACAAAGGACAGUAGCGGAAAGAUUUCCAAGAUGGCCAAAGUUGGCAAGGAACAACUGCGAGGACACUCGGAAGAGCAAUCGCAAACGCGCGAAGAACAAUCGUCGUUUCCGAGCAAGCAGGAGGAGGAUGACGAAACGACGUUGGUUACGCCCGAUGUUGUUAUUCCCGAUAGCGAUUUGUUCGAAGUGGGCAGCAUCGACAAGAUCUACGGCGAGAACAGCGAGCGAAUGUUGGACCAGGGCUGUUUCAUCGCCAUAAUCAAACGGAAGGAAAUGAUGCAGUUCGACUCGCUUUUUAUGAUCAAGGUGGCGGAAUCGAAGGGGCUGUUCGGCGAUCCCGAUAAGGAACGAGCUUCGAAGCGGGAAGCCGAGGUGUCGGCGGCCGCGCAACAAACGCUACGAAUGAAUCACUCGAGUCUCAAGCGUGUCAAAGUCGAAAUAGAUCGUCUGACAGCACCCACGCUGUCUUCGCUGUCGCGGACCGCGAACAAUCGUCAGCUGUGCCCUCGUCACAUCCGAUACGUUGUUCGAAACGAGAAAUUACUGUCGACGGAAACGCGAAAACAACAAGAUGCGCGCCAAUACUGGCAGGAUGCGAUCGACUUUCUCGUUCGUUCGAAGGGAUGCGAUUCCGUUCGCGAGUUCCAGGCGAUACGUUCGAAUUCGCAAAAUCCAUCGUAUCCUUUUCACGUGAAGAAGAUCGUGUUGUCGAAACGACGCAUUCUCGUCGGCAAUACCGUGACAAAAAAGGAUCCACUUAGAAUUUAAUUCAAUCUUGAAAUUGUUUGCCCAUUGCGUCUAGUUACGAAUUUUUGCAAAAAUAUAUAAAAACAACAAAACAAUUGCACAAAAGCAAUACAACAACAAUUUUGACAUUUUUAAUAGUGCGAUUACGUUAAAAAAAUGUUUUCUGUUUUAGCUUAAAGUUACACACAAGAACAAAGUAUCUGAUUACUGUAUCUCUCUCAAGGUGUGUAUCAAACAGUUUUACAUUAAUGUUUUUAGAAGAUUACAUUUGUAAUUAUUUAUUUUUAAUGUAAGAUUGCGUGUGGAUUAUUCUAGAAAAUAGAACAUUGUAGUUCUGCUUUUUAAUCACGGAAAUGGACUGCGUCCAACUGCUGUUGGUUCAAUAAAUAGCACAGCGCAUCUUCGUGCA